Messenger RNA from Juglans regia (Persian walnut), 2070 nucleotides. RefSeq names its product protein ACCELERATED CELL DEATH 6-like. Gene Ontology annotation, molecular function: protein phosphatase regulator activity; protein phosphatase 1 binding. NCBI's taxonomy places the organism in Eukaryota, Viridiplantae, Streptophyta, Magnoliopsida, Fagales, Juglandaceae. Gene Ontology annotation, cellular component: plasma membrane. The transcript has 5 exons. The record is from RefSeq and is a predicted model, not a curated record. Bases 168 to 2003 code for a protein of 611 amino acids.
AUCAAGGAUAAGGUCUUCUUUCUUCACAUGGUAAUUGGUCAUGAGGUCGAUCGAGAAGUAAGCUUAUUUCUGGGAAAUUAAUGGAGCUGGUUCCGCUCAUUACAUACUAACUUGGAAUUAGUAAGGUACUAAUCACGACUGUGCGGCAUACAAAGUCCAUCACUGCAAUGGAUCCUAAAAUCUAUGAAGCGGCGGCACUAGGAAACCUGGAGGCCUUGGAACAUGAUAUCUCCGAUCCACUUGAUUCGUUUUUAACAGUUAAUCAAAACACAAUCCUACAUAUUUGCAUUUCAAGUAUCCUCGUUGAAGAAAAGUAUCCAGCCACUGGAGGAACUGACCAAGCCUCAGCGGCAAAAUUUGUGAAAGAUGUACUAGACAAGUGUCCGUCACUUUUAUUGAAAGCCAACGCAGACGAUGAUACUCCGUUACAUUUGGCGGCAAGGUAUGGGCAUGCUUCCAUCGUCGAAGUCCUAAUUGAACAUCAAAAAUCCCAACAUCAAGAUCUUGAAAGUGGAGUCGUUGAAGCUAUGAAGGAGAUGAUUGGGAAGCUGAACAAUGAAAGAGAUACGGCCUUACAUGAGGCUGUACGGUACAAUCACAUUGAAGUAGUAAAACAGUUACUAAUGGGUGUAGAUCAAGAAUUUUCGUUCGGUGCUAAUGCUUCUGGUGAGACCCCACUUUACUUGGCUGCCGAGAGUUGCUAUCCGGAUUUGGUGUCAGAAAUUUUAAACAAAUUGAAGUCACCAGCUUAUGAUGGCCCCUUGGGUAUAACGGCUUUGCAUGCUGCAGCAAUACAUAAGCAAGAAGGAAUGACCGAAAGCAUUUUGCAAAGAAAGGGACGCAAACUAGGAAUGACCGAAAACAUUUUGCAAAGAUACGGACGCAAACUAUGUAAACAAGCAGACCAAAAUGGUUGGACUCCGCUUCACAUGGCUGCAUAUAUGGGCAACUUUACGGUAACAAAACUAUUGCUGGCAUUUGAUAGAGAUGUAGCAUAUAUGAAAGACGCAGAGGGUAGGACAGCUCUUCACAUUGCAGCUCUACGCAACAAAAUACGAGUAACGAAAGAGAUUAUAUCAAUGUGUCCGGAUUGUUGCGAAGUGGUUGACAAUAAAGGCUGCAAUGCACUCCAUCUCGCCGUGAGCAACGACUGGAGGUCAAGAGAUGCAGCGGAAAUCUUCCAAGAUAAUUCGUCUCUCCGGAAUCUUUUGAAUCAGAAGGACAACGACGGGAAUACACCUCUCCAUCACUGUUGCACUAAUAAUAUUGAUGAUUACGUCAUGAGUCUCCUGAAAUCUCCAAGAGUUGAGAAAAUGGUCUUCAACAAAAAGAACCAGAAAGCUCUGCAAAUCUUACGAAGUAAAAUCUGCCAACUUAAUUUCAAUGAACGUCUGAAGUGGACAAAGUCUUUAGAAGAUGUAUACGAUUUUCGGUCCUCUGUCAAUGUACGAGAAUUGAAAGUCGGGUAUUUAGACAUUAAUAUGAACCUGACGGCGGAGGAGUCGAAGUUGAGGCGGGAGAACCAGAAGCAGAAGAGGAAGAAAGAGAUAGAAGUGGAGCAUAAAGCGGCUCAAGCCCAUUUGGUUGUUGCUGCACUCAUUACAACUGUGACCUUCGCAGCAGGCAUUACCAUGCCUGGGGGCUUCAUUGGUGGAGAUGGUCAUCCACAUCAAGGCUCUGCAGUUUUGAGGAAUAGUGUUGCUUUCAAAGCAUUCAUCAUUACAAAUGCCCUAUCGUUGAUGCUAUCUAGUUCUGCUGUCUUUAUCCACUUAUUUAUUCCGCUUAUCGAUUACGAACACUUCUGCAAAGAUCACAGUAAUUUUCUUCAAAUGGCCUUUUGGUUCCUUCUUUCCUCCAUGGCACCAAUGGUUUUGGCAUUUGUCACUGGUACAUAUGCUGUGUUACAGCAUUCAAAUAUUGCCAUUCCCACUUGUAUUAUCUGCUUAUCCUUUGUACCCCUCCUUGCUUAUAUAUUUCGAAAAAUAAGGGGGUAUGUACUAUGACUUAACCACUAUGCAAAGAUGUUUCUGAUCUAAUUAAUAAAAAUAUUAUGAGUACGAAACUUUUUUC